GUCUCUGGCACAGUCGAUGCAACAAGUAGAAGAGGCGAUCAAGGAAGGACCUGUGGCUCUGGCUCUGUUGGUGACUUACAACGAAGAUGUGAUUGGCGAAAUUGAGAAGCCAGUGGUAACGAGGAUUGCUGAGGAGACGAGGAGAAUGUGUGAGGGCGGAGCGAUGCCAGCUCAAGAGUUAGGGGAAGUGUACGGAGUCUUGGCCAGACGGAGACGUGAAUGCCUCCGUGUAUCGGAUGAGAUGUUAGAACAAGUAGCAUCGAGAUUGACGGACCUCACGGAUGAAGGCUUGAGGGACGUCUUCGCUGCGAUGGUAUAUGCAGGGAUCCUCAGUGGCCACGCUCGGCGCUACUACAGAGACCUUUUCAUUCGAGUGGCGACUGAUAGGCUUAUUAAAAUGCCUCUGCACUGUCAAAUUCAAAUUGGAAGAAGCGCGUCGUCUCUGGUUGGUCGCAUGAAAAAGGAGCCGUCGGAGGGCAACGCUGUAUGUGCUCUCGCUGGUAGAAUUAGUGCUACCUUCUUUGAGGAGGCUGGUCAAGGGCGCCGAUUUGCUGGUCUUAGCCCGACUGAAUUGAUUCACGGGUGCUUGCUGGCCUCCUCACCAGCGGCAUCUUGUGUAACGCCGUUGACCAUCGAGACUCGGGGGAAAAUGUUCAGAAUGCUCAGACGAUGCGUGAAUAGAUCUGAGGACGUGGAAAACGAGGGUAAGUAA
This is a messenger RNA of Perkinsus marinus ATCC 50983, 712 nucleotides long. RefSeq lists its product as hypothetical. The annotation marks the transcript as partial. The record is from RefSeq and is a predicted model, not a curated record. Lineage: Eukaryota; Perkinsozoa; Perkinsida; Perkinsidae. The transcript has 6 exons.